AACCCUUGUUCAUGUGUAGCUUCCUUCUCGGAUUUAUGCAUAGUUCUUUUUCUUUUCCUUUUUUUUUUUCUCUGUUUUUGUUUCUUGAAUUGAAGUAAGGGUUAGAACUAACAAUACACAAAGUGGAUUUAUUUUUAAUUUUUUUUUUCUUAGGGCUUUCAAUUCCCAUCUUUGGUUUCAGAAGGAAAAUAUAUAUGACUUGUUUGUUGAUCAUGCAGCUGAAUUGUUCCAGCAGAAGAAAGAUCCUAUGUUUCCGUGCAUGUUUCCUAAAUAGAUAAUAAGUUGAAGAAGAAAAACAAAGCUAAAAGGAGAAAUUCCAUUUCAGACCUGACUUUUCAGAGGAUUUCAUUUUUAUUAAUAAUAUUUUUUCCAAUCCUUCAAGUAUUUACUUUAAAAAAAAGAAGAGAGAUCAGAAGUGAAAGCUUGAAAAAAAUAUUUUUCAGAAACAAUUCAGUUGUUAAAGAAGAAAGCAAAGAAAAGACGGUUAUAUACUUAUUACAGAUAAUUAAAAAAUAAAAAAGUGACAUAAUAAUCUUCAAACUGAUGAACAUAAAGGCCUAAAGGUUCUGAUUAAGAUGGGACUAAUAAUACUAUUCCGAUUCCAAGGUGUCCAGAAAGUUUUUUCUGUUUCGGUAUAGUAUCACUGAUAUAUUCUGCAACAAAACAAUAGUAAUAAAGAUUCUCCAAACCCUAUUUCACUAACUAUUCAUUAAUCACAAAUUCAUCACCAUCAAGAAAGAAAAACGACGAAAGUGAAAUUAAUUAAGAGGGUGCAACUGAAGUAGCUAGCACAAACCAGAUCCAAAUUUAAAGCUUCUUCUUACUAGAGAAUGAAGUAGUAGUUGAGAUAGAUGUGAAGAAUAUGAGAAGUUUUGAUGAUGAUUCCUUUUUUUUGCAGAGAAUCAAGAAGAAGAUGGCAUCAUCAAGCUCGUACAAUUCACCUUGCGCUGCCUGCAAAUUCUUGAGGAGGAAGUGCAUGCCAGGGUGUAUCUUUGCGCCUUAUUUUCCACCCGAAGAGCCUCAAAAGUUUGCAAACGUGCACAAGAUCUUCGGGGCAAGCAACGUUACCAAGCUCCUCAACGAGCUUCUGCCUCACCAGAGGGAGGAUGCGGUCAACUCCCUCGCUUACGAGGCAGAAGCUCGCGUUAGAGAUCCUGUUUACGGCUGCGUUGGCGCCAUAUCUUUCCUCCAAAGACAAGUGCAAAGACUUCAGAAGGAACUUGAUGCCGCCAACGCUGAUCUUCUCCGCUAUUCCUUUACUGACAUCGCUCCGACACCGGCUCUUUCUAUGCCCCCCGGACUAACCAAUGCUACUUCCCUUCAACAAAUUCCCCAAAGGUUUGGGGCAAGAUUUGAUAACGAAGGAAGUGGAUUCUAUAACAAUAAUCGCCAAUAUUCACCUAAUAUUUAUUCUUACCCAUACUCUCUUCCAUGGACCGAUACCUCUUCCAAGGAUAUCAGCGAUGGGGGCGGGUUAGGUGACGGCGAUGGAAGAGGAGGUAAUUUGUGAAUUAAGUUUGCAGUAUAAUACCCUUCCAUCAAGGGUUUAUACUUUUUGAGGCAUGGUCUAAAAUGUUUCUUAUGGUAUAAUAAUAUUUUAUAAUGUCUAUUAUGGUUAUUAUUACUCUACGUAGGCUUGGUUGUUGAAGGUUCUAGUGUUUUUUAUUCUCUUAAUAAAUUUAAUUUCGUGGGAUUUUUGUUAUUAAUUAGUUUGUUAGAGUCCUUGAUUGUAUGGUAUUGUUCAAGAAGUUGCGAGGAUCUUAGGUAGUCUUUUCGAAAUCUUUUGUGUGUGUGGCUUUCUUUAGAGCCUAAAAAUAAGUUGGUAGAACAUGCAAUAGUAGUAAUGUAUGUGGCUACUAGACCCUUUUAAUUUGUUUGUGUAUUCAGUGCAACUCUAUCUAGAUAGGCAUGUGCAAUAUCUAUGAAGCGGAGUUCACAAUAAUAUUUUCUCCUCUUUCUUUCUCUCUGUCAUUGUUUAUGAAUAAGAAUAAAAUGAGGUUAACACUACUUUGAUUA
Messenger RNA from Arachis ipaensis, 2016 nucleotides. NCBI's taxonomy places the organism in Eukaryota, Viridiplantae, Streptophyta, Magnoliopsida, Fabales, Fabaceae. The record is from RefSeq and is a predicted model, not a curated record.